AUGACAAUGAAUAAUCAACAAAUAUGGCUCAAGGAGGCCGUUGAUCAAGGAAAAAUCAAGUUCAUUCAAUUCGAUACAUUUAGUAACAUACAAGUUAUUGCUCCUGGUUCUUUCGGAAAAGUUUCCCGUGCAUAUUGGUCAAUUGGCGAGAAAAAUGUUUCAUUAAAAAGUUUGGACAAUGAGUAUAAUAGCGGCGAUCAGCAUUUCUAUCAAGAACUUAUCAAGGAGCUUAGGAUUGCUCGUGAAGUAGACUUUCAUGAUGCUAUUAACCGAUUUUUUGGUGUAAGUAGAGGAAAAAGCUUAAAUGUAAUUACAGAUUCGGCAAAUCGAUAUUAUUUGGUUUUGGAAUAUGCCAACGGUGGGAAUCUAAGAGAUUUUUUGCGGAACAAUAUUGCUAGCCUCGAUUGGACAAAAAAAAUAGACAUUUCCAAACAGAUUGCUCGCGGCCUUCGCUGCUUGCACAGUCAGAACAUAGUUCACCGAGAUUUGGUGGGAUACAGGGAAUCGCCAGUGGUCGGUACCCCAAGCGCGUUCGCAGAAACUUAUUCGAAAGCUUGGGAUCAUUAUGAAGAAAAACGUCCAACAAUUCAACAGGCAUGUGAUGAACUCGAUGAAAUAAAUUUGUUACCAACCUUUGAUUCGCAUCCAUCGCCGCCGUCGCUGUUUUCAUAUGAAUCAUCUACCGGUAAUUCAGAAAAUCUUAUGACGCCGGUAAUAAUUCGAAAUAGGCAAACGACUAUUGUGACCGUUGAUGCAGGAUCAUCUAAUGUCGAGAAGAAUUUGUGGCUUGCAUCUGUUGAUGUAGAUACGAUAAAUACGAUAUCUGCAAUGACAUCGGGCGUAGAUAAAAGUCUGAAACCCACUUCCACUGCUGUUAAAAGAAAAUCAAAGCCGACGAAUGCUGAUAGAAAUAUAAAGACUAUAAAUAUUGAUAGAAGUGCAAAGCCCACAAAUGUUGAUAAAAUUGUUGAUAAAAGGGUUGAGGAUAGAAGAAUACUUAUGAGUCAAAAGCUGCAAAAGCCAAAAACAAAGGAUGCUCAACGCCAAAGGGCUGCUUAUCCCAUUUCAAAAAAGGAAGAGGUUGUGGAAUAUGCCAAAAAAUAUAGUCGAAAUGCGGCUGCAAGGCACUAUGGCCUUGAUGCACCGAUGGUGGGACGUUGGGUAAAGGCUAGUGAAAAAUGGAAUAAGGACACAGAUAAAAAUGUCAUGCGUCUUGGUUCUGGAAGAAGGGCGUUUUUUCCGGAAGCAGAAGAUCGAUUAUAUCAAUGGAUUGUCGAACAACGGAAUACUGCAGUCUCAAUGACCUAUGCCAUGAUAAGAAAGCAAAUGUUGGAGAUCUUAAAAGAACCCGAUAUGGCCGCAUUGUAUACUAAUGCUGAUCAAUUCAAGGCCAGAAGUCGCUGGUUAACUGCAUUCAUGAAGCGCAAAAAAAUUGCGUUAAAAAGACGUAAUAAAUUUUCCCAUAAACUUCCGGAGCAACUUAGGGCAUCGUUGGAUAAAUUUCGCCAUGAUAUAUUUCAACUAAGAUAUGCCCUCCCUUUUGAAAUGUAUAAUAUAUUAAAUAUGUGCGAAACUCCGGUGUGGUUCGAUAUGGCUGGAAACUUUGCCGUGAAUCCUAUCGGUGAGAAAAAUAAUCACGGCAAUCGUUCAAACAAUGAUAAAAAUCGGUUCACGGUGGUGCUCACUUGUGCAGCAGAUGGAUCCAAGUACCCACCCAUUUGUAUUUUUAAAGGAAGGCAAUUGCCACGAGGGGAGGUUGUUCCUCCUGGUGUUUUUGUAUGUUUCCAAGAGGAUGACUGGAUGACGGGUGAACUUAUGAAUUAUUAUGUCAACUACUUAAUUCAAAUAAGAACAAUUCAAAAUCAAUCGAAUAUGUCUGCAUUGAUGGUUUACGAUCCUUUCCGCGGGCACUUGGAUGAUUCUAUUCAAAGGAAAUUUUACGAUAACAACAUUCGUUUGGUGAUGAUUCCUCCCGGGUUAAAAAGUGUUUGUCAACCGUUGGAUGUGGUGCUCAAUAAACCAUUCAUUGAUAAUCUAAGAAAAGAAUGGUACCAAUGGAUGGUCGGUGGAGGCACAAGUUACAAUUCAACUAGAAAUUUGCGCCUUGCAAAAUUUAGUGAUGUGUGUGGCUGGGUGAAGCGAUCUUGGGACGAGAUUUCACCGGAUUAUAUUUCACGGUCAUUUAAAAAAUGUGCAAUUUCAAAUGCAUUGGAUGGGUCCGAAAAUGAUAUGGUUUAUGAUGAUAUCGAGGAAAUUGCCAAAGAACUUCAAAAAGAAAAAGAGUUGGAGGACCUGGUUAAUGGUGAAGAUGAAUAUGAAAUUAUUGACUUGAAUGAUGAUGAUGAGAAUAAUACCGAGGAUAUAAUUCCGGUAGAAGACAAUGAACAAGAAAAUGAAGAUGAGGACGAGUUUGAAGAGGGACGAGUUGGCGAGGAACUCUAUUUUUAA
This is a messenger RNA of Acaulospora morrowiae, 2448 nucleotides long. Lineage: Eukaryota; Fungi; Glomeromycota; Glomeromycetes; Diversisporales; Acaulosporaceae. The record is from the annotation of a GenBank genome assembly.